Paramuricea clavata is the source of this 1050-nucleotide messenger RNA. The record is from the annotation of a GenBank genome assembly. Lineage: Eukaryota; Metazoa; Cnidaria; Anthozoa; Malacalcyonacea; Plexauridae.
AUGAUAGAAAAGUGCAUACCAUGUCAAGCAGCGACAUCCACCAAACAUCACGAACCUCUACAAAUGACGAAACUACCCGAUGGACCGUGGCAGAAACUUUCAGCAGAUUUUUGUGGACCCCUAUCAAGCGGUGACUAUCUACUCGUAGUCAUUGAUGAAUAUUCUGGGUAUUCGGAAGUAGAAAUUCUGUAAUCCACCUCAGCAAAGGCAACAAUACCAAAGUUUGACAAGAUUCUUUCUACCCAUGGCAUUCCGAUAGAAAUAAAAACUGAUAACGGACCCCCUUUUAAUAGUCAAGAAUUUAAGACAUUUUCAGAAGAUCUAGGAUUCAGCCACCGAAAUAUUACUCCACUGUCGCCCAAGGCAAAUGCCGAAGCAGAAAGAUUCAUGCAAACUUUAAACAAAGCAAUUAUCACGGCACACACCGAGCAGCUCAAUUGGAAACAACAGCUGUAUCGUUUUCUGCGCAACUAUCGCGCAAUUCCGCACGCAAGUACCGACAAAACACACGCGGAACUAUUAUUUGGAAGAAAGAUGAGAAUAAAACUGCCAGAAGUUUCCCCAACUGUUAUUGAUUCUGACCUCAGGUGUAAAGAUGCGACCGCUAAAAGAAAAAUGAAAGAAUAUGCCGAUGACAGAAACAAUGCGAAACCAGCUACGUUUCAGAUUGGAGACGAUGUGCUAGUACGACAGCGAAAGCGUAACAAAUUCUCGUCGUACAAAAAUCCCAUCCCAUCCCAUCCCAUACCAUACCAUACCAUACCAUACCAUACCAUACCAUACCAUACCACAUAGUCGCCAUAAAAGGCAGCAUUACUACAGCUGAUAGGCCAAACACAAGAUAACAAGAAAUUCAUCAUAUUUUAAGAAGAUAACACACCGUCCACUUGUGGAUCCACUACGAAUGACGAUAAUGGUGAAGACGAGGAUAUUCGAAACAGUCAUAUUGAAGAACCAGGGAUACAAGAACAACCACAAAGAAGAUAUCCUUUAAUCGCAGCGAACUAUUAUAGAGACUGCAAAAAAAAAUCCAGAAUACACACACUAUAG